AUGGGCCAAAAACGCCGUCGACGUACCUUUGCCUGCGUUGCUUGUCGGCGCCGCAAGGUCAAAUGUGACCAAAAUAAUCCAACUUGCGCUCGUUGUCAAAGGGGCGGUGUCGACUGUCGGUAUGAGUGUUACACUGCUACAAACAGCUUUCCUACGACGUCAGCUCAAGACGCUCAUCCUCACAGAGAGCCUUCAGAAAGCCUUUGGAGCGAAGCAACCAAUCUUGCGCAUGCCCAGGACGGGACUGCUAGGGCUUCUAGCUCAUAUUCAAGGUUAACAAAAUAUGAGGAAUCAAUUCAAGUAUUACAGGAAAGUGUGUCUGAGUUGAGGAAUCUAAUGACCAAGUCUGCUCAGACACACCCAAUAUCAUUAGCAGCGUCAUCCGACUGUUCCAUCCACGUCAAAAAGCCGCCCCAAGCCAACAAUCAGGCGUUGCUCCGAGGCAAUGACUUCGAAACAACUUACUUCGGCGCAAGUUAUAGUGCCAUAGUGUUGCUAGAAUUCGAGCAGCUCUCUGCCUUUGUUAAAAUAAUCCUGCAACGACUAAAGCAGUUAACAGAAGUCAAGGAUAAUUGGAAGCGGCAAAGGCAACAGGUUAAGCCUCCCCUAGCUUUUCCGGACCACAACACUUUAUUAUCGUUGAUUCCGCAGCAAAGUGCCACUGAUAAGCUGGCGCAAGUGUAUUUCGAAGUCAUAGAAAACACUUAUCGAGUACUACACGCUCCAACCUUUUUUCAAGAAUACAAGAGGUUCUUGUCGUCGCCACAGGAUGCAUCGGCUGUAUUUCUAGUUCAACUCCUGUUGACAUGUGCUAUAUCCAAUCUUUUGACAACCGACGCGACCUCUUACGUCGGUUGCAGCUCUCUUCAACGCGACACUUCGACGAAAUGGGUUGAGAUCUGUGAGGCGUGGCUGAAUAUUCAGAGCCAGAAGCACAUGACGCUGAAGGUGUUUCAAGUCCAGGUGCUCAUACUCAUCGCAAAAAGAGUAAAUUGCAUCAAGGUGAAGCGCAACUGGACUGUUGCCGGUCAUAUGCUGAAGCUUGCUAUGUCCGCCGGCCUACACCGGGAGCCCAGUAACCUGAACAAAAGCAUGUCGGUGUUUGACCAAGAAAUGCGACGAAGAUUGUGGUUUACUAUUGUAGAGCUGGAGGUCCAAGCCAUACCAGGCGUUGCUCUGCAGAUCCAGUAA
Messenger RNA from Trichoderma atroviride IMI 206040, 1191 nucleotides. The record is from RefSeq and is a predicted model, not a curated record. NCBI's taxonomy places the organism in Eukaryota, Fungi, Ascomycota, Sordariomycetes, Hypocreales, Hypocreaceae.